UAUAUGGUUUUCUACUCGAUAGUCGAUAGUGGUGGAAUGCCGUAAUCCGUAUGGAAAUCAUAACGUAUCUUUAUUCUUUAAAGUUUAAAUCUUGACACAAGUCACAACUCCGGUCAAUGGCUUUGCCGAUAUAUUGAGAUUUGUCGUUUUGAGUUAAGUUUUAAUCGGACGAGUUUGAAUAUUAUAUACAUUUCAGUUCGCACGUUUUUUUUUUUGAAAUCUAAUUUUAUUUUAUUUAUUAUGUGAAUUUUACAGUAUUUAUAUGCACAUAAUAAAACUAAUAACCCGACGCAGUAAAACUUUUUUUGCUUAAUUAAUUCAAUUAAUAGAUCAUAUUGUAAUAUGAUCUAUGGCCUAAGCUAUUAAGUGAUGUUUGCUGAAAACGCAUAUUGAUCUAUAUAAAUUUAAGUGAUUCAAUAUAUUCAUACUUUAAACCAUGGAUAUUUCCAGUUUAAUAAAUUCCAUUUUAGCUGACGAUGGGUACAAUGCCCUUUCGGAAGACACUAAAAGUAAAUUCCAACAAUAUUUGCAUGUUCCACAGAGAAUGGUCAACCAUAUCGGUAUUAACACAACAAUUCAAACAAAUACAUCGGAAAUUGAUUUUGAUUUGUUAAAUAGUAGUACUAGCAUCAGAGAAGCAAAAUUUCAGGAAUUGCAAAAAGAAAUUGAAGUAAUCAACAGUCAAUUUAAAAACACUUUAAGGCAAAAGCAUGAGCUCAUGUUGAAUAAUGAAUCAUUAUUAAAAAGCAUACACGAAGCCGAAACUAGAGAAAGAAUGACAAAAAUGGAUGACGGAAUAUUACAACUCAAAAUAAAAACAUUAAAUGAAAAUUUGUUAAAAUACACUCAAAAUUUAACUAAUCUUGAGGCAAAAUAUCAUAAGGACAUUACAGAAUUAAAACCAGAAUUGGAUCAAAAAGACGCAGAUGUCUUAAAACUGAAAAAUGAUGUAAAUUUAUUACAAAUCAAGUGCAAAAACCAAGAAGAUAUUAUUGGCAUAAUGAAACAGGAAGCCGAUGAUUUGAAUGAUAAUCAUAAGAAUGAAAUUGAUAAAUUAAAACAAGAAUUUAACUCCAGCCAAAGUUUAAUGAACCAUUAUAAAGAAUGUUAUGAAAACGAAGUAGAGCAAACCAACAAAUUGACUAAAGAGAUAGUCAGUACUAAAGACUAUGUGAAUACACUGACUUCAUCGCUAGAUGAUGUUGAAACCAAGUUAAAUAAGGUUAUGAAUGAGUACGAACAAUAUAAAAAUGAUACAAAAAAUACAACUAACAUCUUAAUAAACAAGCUCAACGCUUCAGAAGACAUCGUUAAACAACUUCUUCCAGUUAAUCAAGACAAUACCAAUUAUGUUAUUAACAAAGAAACUACAAUCACUGAUGUUUAUGCAAUUUAUAAAGACACAUAUAACCAAUUACAAGACACAAUUGAAAAACUCGAACGCAGUGAAUUGAAUUUCAAGAUUUUAAAUCAGCAAAUUUUAGAUGAAGCUCCCGAUGUAGAUAAAUUAGAAAAAAACCUAUUGGAAGCUAAUGAAAAAAUAAAAAUAUUAUGUGAAACUAUUUCAAGACUUGAGGUAGAAUUGAAUAAUGUAUCUAGUCAACUCAGGUCUACUAAUGAAGCAUGUGAACUAUUAUCCAAAGAAAAUAAAAGACUUCAAUACACAGAAGAUGAUUUAAGCAAACAAGUAUGUUUCCUACUUCGUAACAAUCAAUCUCAAAAACGUUAUGACAAUCGCAAUACCGGAACAGAUAUGAGUCCACAAUCGAUUAUAUCGAAAAACUAUGUUACUUUUGAAAAUAUACAAACUCUACAAAACCAAAAUAAAAACUUAUUAGAUGCACUUCGUUCUCUGUCUAGUGCUAAAGACGAACAUGAAGUCAAACAGAUUUCAGAUCUAAAAGAUAAAAUAAAUAUAUUGGAGAAGGAAUUGGAUGAACAAACACAAAUUCUUCUACAGAAAGAUGAAAAAAUAGCCAAACUACAACUUUUAGAUGGUAUGUCUAAUAAACACGACGAAGUAAAACAUAAUGAAGUACAAGAUAAAUUUAAUGUAUCAUCGGAUUGUAUAGAUGAAAGUUAUUCUAAAGGGAAUAUUAAAAACGUCGAAGAUCUUAAACAUCAAUUGUCAUUGUCUAAUACGACUAUUAAACAACUCAAAGACAAACUAGAAACCAACAGCAACGCUCGUCUUCAUCUAGAACAACAUGUGCAAGAAUUAAAUCAACAAAUCGAUGAGCUAUUUAAGAAAAUAAAAGACUCCAAUAGAAGGCACUGUGAAAAUGCUCAAAAAGUGUCUGCGUUGCAAAAUACUAUAGCUUCUUUGGAACUCAAAAAUCACGAGGUAAACACUGCAUUUGAAAAAAUGAAAACCGAGUACAACAUUGUAAAAAAAGAAAAUGACAACUUGUAUAUUUCCAAUAUAAAUUAUUCACGCGAAUUGAGACAAAAAGCUGAGCUGCAAAAAGAUUUUGAAAAAAAUUUGACAAGUCAAUUGGAUUCACUCAUAUUAAACUGGAACUCUACUCUAGCUUACAUAAUGGAUGUCGGAGAAGGAAAAUAUAAGGAUGAUUAUAAACAAUUAACAAAAACAUUAAAGGACGUUAGAGAUAACUUAUUGUCAAAACUGGAAGCGAUUGAUGAACUCAGUUCUCAUAGAGAAUCUUCAAUAUCGAGAUCCAGGACAAACUCUUUAAGUUUGUGUUCUGAUGAGCGUACUAAUUUCCAAAGUGUAGUUAGCAAGCUUGAGCACGAAGUGAAGAAUUUAAGAUCAAAACUCAAUGAAACUGGUCAAUUGAAUAUUCAACUGAAGUCGGAGUUAAAUGUUACUAAAGAACUUUACAAAUCUCUAGAAGAAAACCUGAAGAAAAUGGGUGAAUAUUCUGAAAAUUUAGAAAAAGAAAGAGAAAAUACAAAACAGAUAAACUUGGAAAAAGAUCAAGAGCUAGUGAAUGCAAGAAAAGAGUUAAGUGAAUUUAACUUAUCACAAAAAGGAAAUAUUAAUAAACUUCAAAAUCAGCUAUUAGAAUAUGAGCAAAAUAUGGAUAAACUAUUGGAAGAACUUGACGCCACAAAAGAAAAUAAUGAAAAAUUAUCGAAAGAAAUGUCUAAAUUAAACAAUGUUAUUAGAAAUCUUGAAGACGAAUUAAAAUCAACAAAUCAUAAUAAAGAACGUUUAGAAAAAGGACUUUAUCAUAAAAUAUCAUAUUAUAAAAAUAAAUUGGAGAGAUUAGAUGCACUAGAGUUAUUUAACAAAACAAAAUCUACUGAAAUUGAGCAUUUGAAAAACCAAAAGACUAGUAUGGAAAAUACUAUCAUUGAAAUUAAAAAAACCCAUGAGAACCAAUUAAAAGAUAUGGACAAUGAGAUAAACGCUUUGAAAGAAAAAAUCGAACGUUGGGAAUUUGAAAAUAAAUUUUUAUCUGAUCAAUAUAAAUUAAUUACAAAUGAAUUGACUAAUUUAAAUAGUAGUAAAGUGACCAAUAAAGAUGAAAGUUUAAAUAGCAGUUCUAUUUCAUCUGCCAGUGAUUUGCAAUUUACAAAAAUGACGAAGCUAAUAAAUAUUUUAAAAGAUGAAAAAAACUCGACGAUUUUAGAAUUAAAUGAAACAGUUAACGAAUGUAAUCGGUUAAAAUCUGAAUUAGAAUACAAAACAAAACUACUAAAUGAUAUGCAAAUUCAAAUGGAAGAAUUAAGGGGUCUACAUGCGUCUGGCUCAUCUGGAGAUUUUAACCACGCACAAAUAUUAGAAAAAAUCACAUUUUGUAAUCAAGUAGUUGAAAGAAAUAAAAUUCUUGAAGAAGAAAAUAAAACAAUUUUAACUCAGUUAAAAGAGCUACAGGAGCUGGAUGAGAAGAAAACUACUGAACUCACCCAGUUAAAAGACGACAUGACUGGAAUGCAGAGUUUAAUUGAUCAAAAAACUGCAGAGAUUGCUUCUGCUCAAAAAACAAUUGCUAGAUGGAAAGAACGAUCGACUGGAUCUCAUUCAGAUGCCGAAUACAAACAAAUUUUAAAUACAUUAGAGAGAGAAAAGGGUAAAAUGGCUACAGCUCUUGAACAGUUGAAAUCUAUGAAAUCUGAUAAGGCAUCACUCGAAGAAUUGUUAAAAAAACAAGAAACUAAUCAUUCUGAAGAAAUAAAUGCUACCAAACAAGAAAUAUUCAAACUCAAAACUAAAAUUGUAUCCAACUCUAAAUCAAUGGAAUCCUUUAAAAAUAUAAUCAAAACCUACAGACAGAAAUUUGCAGACGUUGCCUCAGAAAUAUCUAAAGUGAAAAUCUUAGCAAGACGUUAUAAACAAUUAAGUGAAGAAUUAAACAAAACUCUAGGCACAGAAAAAAUUUCUUGGCAAGCUAAAUUUGAUGCAUUGCAACAGGGUGGUAGUAAAAUACCUGUUGAUCUUGAAGAACGUGAAAAACUAAUUGAUCAAGGAAAACAAGAACAGAAAACAGCUAGCGAGUUAGUCGUCAACGAACUUAUGGCAAAGGUUGCCGAAGCUGAAGCAAAUUUACAUGCAGCUAAAUCAGAAGUUGAAAUUAUUAAAACUAACAGUCAAGAAAAGGAAUUGCGGGCAAAACAACUUUUACAACAAGUGCGAAACCGGAUGUUGACUCUUUCAAAAGAACUCGAAACUACCAAAAAACAACGUGACGGUUUAAUGACUAGAUUAGAUGAAGCAGAAAGAGGUGGUAAAAUGCAAAGUUUCCAAAUGCACAUUAGCAGACUAGAGUUGGAAAAUAGUAAGCUGACAGCAGAUAAAGAACAGGUUACAGCAGAAAAAGUUCGUUUGUCACAUGACAUACAAGCUUUGAAUCAAAGAGUCAAUGCGUUGAUGAGACAAUUUUCUACCCAACAGGUAAAACCAGCAACCAGUACGGGUCCCGAGAAGCAAGUUGUUGAACCCCCCACAGCAAAUAUCAAACCUUUAGGCCCUGCAGUUAAUAAACCUCAACCAGUUCAUCAUUCUGUAACUGUUAACCCUUGGCGAUCGGCAGCUGCAGAAACUCCACUGGCUAGUAUUAAACCCAUGACAAUGCAAUCUAGGAGUGUGGUUGUCUUACCCACAAGCCAAACAUCAUCAACUUCCAGUCAAAGUUCAAUAAGUGGAACUAGCAGUAGUACCACCAUUGCUGUUCAUCCACAACAGCCGCAAUCAGUAGAUAUUAGUAGCAGCGGCGGUAAUGCUUUAGACUCAUCAGAAGCAAAUAGUACAGCACAAAGUCGUCAUCUAACUAGUAGUACUGUUGUACUUCAUGCCGAGGGAUCUGAAUCUGCUGCUACUGUAUCUGAUUCUAAUGAAACAACUGCUCCACCUGCAAUCUCGCCACUUCAACAGGUAAUAGGAAAUGCCGCAAGUCCAAGUGGCACCACUGCUCAAGCAAGCCCGGCUAUAAGUAUUGCUCUAGUUGUACCCCAAGGUAGAGAGCAAGUGCAGACCACUGUAUCUCAAACUACAGUAUCAGUAUCAACCGUGUCUCCAUCACAAAGUCAAAUUGACAGUGUGCAAGUUGAAAAUGGUCAAACGAUGGAAACCAGUAGUACCAACAAUAUUGCUAGUUCAUCGGCACCAGGACCAUUAACAGAAUCUGAACCAUCUGUGAUCACAGCUGGUACUAGUGGGCCUAGUUGUUCUUCUUUAGAUACUACAACACACAGCAACAACAGUCAAAGAAAACGGAAAGCCGAUCUUCUUGUAACAUCUUAUAUGAAGAGGUCCAAAUCUUUUAUGCCUAGAGAAGAGAAUAGAAGGGAAACUGAAUAUGAAGCACCUACAUCUUCUCAACGAGAUUCAGAAGUUAGCAAUUCUUAUACAACUGCGGAAAGUAACCAACAAGACAACAAAGAAGUUGACGCAAGUACUGAUAUGGAAGUAACUAGUGAAGCUACUCAUGAAAAUAAUGAAGUAGAUUUAGCUAGCCAAGAAUGCACAGCAGAUACAAAUAAUAUGAAUGAAAAUAGCGAUAUGCAAAAUGAGGAGACAGAAGAAACAACUGGCGAAAAUACACCUGAACAUUCUUCAUCAAAUGCCGAAGCGACAGCAAUGGCCGUUGUUGAGGAAGAAGAUGAAGAAGAAGUACCCGAAACUAUUAACUUCGAAGAGCAUCAACCUGCACCAGUUUCUUCUGCUAGCUGUGAAGAAAGAAAAAACACAGAGAAUGUUACUUCAGAUGCGGAAUCAAGACCAGACGAAAGUGAUUCUACUCCAACAGAACCCCAAGGAAAUUCAAGUGACACAAACGACACAGUGGGCGUUUCGCAAUCUACUGAAAUGGUUGAAACCGAUGUUCUAGAUUUGGAACAAGAACCAAUUGAAAUAUCGUCGGAUGAGGGUGAAAUUGUUGAAAUAAAAUCAUCUCGAGAAAUUGAAGAAAACGAGACUGUAGAUAUUGAAACUCGUGUUAAUAAUCCUGAGACUAUAUCCGUAAGUUCUUCGCCUAGUAAAGAUGGUGAAACUGUUAGGGAAGAAUCUCCUGUAGCAGGUCCUAGUGGGAUGACAGAUUCAACACCCAAUGAACGCAAACCAAUUACUUGGAAUGAAUCGCCUUAACAAUGUAACACAUCAGAUCAAUGAAACCAUUAUUAAGUUCGACUCCACAACAAUUAAAAAUUAAAAUAUUAUUCAUUUUUUUUGUACGAUUUUUUUUAAUGCAUUCCUUUAAAAAAUGUAUUAACUCAAAAUAAAAACGUUGUUCAGUAUAUUACCUACUACUAACUUUUGCUGUUGUUAUUAUACACUUGAUAAUAAUAAUUCUCUCGUAUUAUUUUUUAUGUGUCAAGUCAAAAAAAAUAUG
This is a messenger RNA of Adelges cooleyi (spruce gall adelgid), 6794 nucleotides long. Its product is annotated as nucleoprotein TPR-like. Gene Ontology annotation, cellular component: nuclear pore. The transcript is spliced from 37 exons. Gene Ontology annotation, biological process: mRNA export from nucleus. NCBI's taxonomy places the organism in Eukaryota, Metazoa, Arthropoda, Insecta, Hemiptera, Adelgidae. The record is from RefSeq and is a predicted model, not a curated record. Bases 437 to 6550 code for a protein of 2037 amino acids. Gene Ontology annotation, molecular function: structural constituent of nuclear pore.